CAUCGCAAACGCCCUCUACCUCAUCUCGAUCCAGUCAUCAUAUUCAGCAGCAGUUUGUGUUUUUAUUUUUUACGUUCCAGACCUUCCACCUCACAACUAUAUCGGGCUCGGCCUAGAUUUUCUCAUUUUUGUUUCUCCGCACUUUUGCAGCAUCGCCUCCUCGUUUCUCACUAUGGCCACUACCACCCCCGAGGCGCCUUCCUCCUCCUCUGCGACUGUGGCAGCUAAGGGCUCGGAAGCGUCGAUGAACGGGUCCUAUACAGCACUGACUCAUGAACCAGAGAACGAGAGCGAGAACGACCUGGAGCAUAUCUUUACAGUCGCGGCACGCUCACUACAGGACUGUGCGGAGCUACUCCAGUCUUUGAAGGCUGCUGUCGCCGAGGAGGAACAUCAGGAGCAGGAGAAGCGACAUCAGCAAAAGGCGGGCGUCAAUGGGAAUCACGCGAACGGGCAUCAUACGAACGGGCAUCAUACCACAGAGGAUUCUGUGGAUCGAGGUGUAAAUGAAAGUACUCACGCGACCACGGGGGUAUGUAGACGUUCGGAGAUGUACACUAAGCCAUCAAAGCUGGCAUGUCAGGGCACGAUUGGGAAACAUGUUCGGCAUCUUCAUGAUCAUUAUCGACUGCUCUUAUCGACCUAUCCGCCCAACAAGGGUCUAUCAUCAAAGGACAAAUGGUCUGUGGAUUACGACGCCAGGUCACGAGAGGUCCCGAUGGAGACAGAUAUGGACUAUGCGAUCAAGGAGCUUUCAAGACUCCAACAUGUUCUAGAAGAAUGUCGUCGCGGCAAUUCACCGUCAGAGGGGACACCAACGGACCUCUCCAAAGCCUUGACCCUUCAUGCGACGAUCGACCCUGCCCACCCGCCCGUCAAAUUUCAGACCACCUUUGGUCGCGAGCUCUGGUUCUGCAGUCUACAUGCGGUGCACCACUUUGCGAUGAUAAAGGUCAUCUGCGGUGAGAUGGGUAUGCCUGUCACCGAAAACUUUGGCUUAGCGCCGUCCACCAUCAAGCACAGACACUGAAUGGAGUACUUGUUUUUUUUUUUUUCUUUCAUUUUGACAUUGAAAGAGUGCAAUAAAAAAAAGGAUCAUCCAACGG
Messenger RNA from Gamsiella multidivaricata, 1106 nucleotides. RefSeq lists its product as uncharacterized. Bases 173 to 1030 code for a protein of 285 amino acids. The record is from RefSeq and is a predicted model, not a curated record. The transcript has 5 exons. NCBI's taxonomy places the organism in Eukaryota, Fungi, Mortierellomycota, Mortierellomycetes, Mortierellales, Mortierellaceae.